UUUGCGGCAUGCGCCUCACCUGCAGUGUGGUGUGCCGCUGCCUGUGUAAUUUUUGUAGCUCGUUAGCGUCAAACACAUGACCUGUCACCGCAUUCAUUGUGUUGUCGGGUAGUGUGGCCUCGGUCCUGCGACUCAAUGGGCGGAAAGAAGAAGAAGUCCGCCGCGGCUCCGGCUCCGGCUCCGGCUGCUCCUGCUGCGGCUGCGGCGGCGGGGAACGGCGUGGAGGAAAACACGUCUGCCGGGAGGAAACAGGCUCACAACAAGCCAGCCAAGCCCGUCAAAGAGCCCAAAUCCAAAGCCCCAAAGACCUACAGCCUUGCGAACACUGCCCAGGUUGACACCAGCGGAGUCUCCGACAAAUCGAUCCUUAAAGUGGUCAUCCAAGCGGACCUGGAGAAGAAGAUCAUCAAGCUGAUCAACGACUUCAGACAGGAGAAUGGAGACAAAGGGCCCAUAUCAGGAAGACUCACCAGCAAGAAACUACUGGACCUGUACACAGCUCUACAGAAAUUCAACUUCAAGACGGAGCACAUAGAGGAGGCGAUGAAGAGCAGCGUGCUGUAUGGAGGGGAUCUUCACUCCGCCCUCGACUGGCUCUGCCUCAACCUGAGAGAUGAGGAGCUCCCUGAUGGUUUUAGCCAGCAGAUGCAUGAGGAGAACCAAAGGAGCAGGCCGCGCUUCCAGCCUCCUGUCCAACAGAAGCCAGCUCCCCCCAGCCCCAAAGCACCCAACAACCCCCCUAAGCAGGUUGCCAAGGUCUCAGAGAAGGAUGAGGCUGCUAGCAUGAAGGACUGGAUCUUAAGGUAUGCGGAGCAGGCCAGUGAAGAGGAGGAGGAUGAGGAGGACGAGGAGGAAGGUGGAAAAAAGACUGGAUAUAAUCCUGAACUGGAUGAGAAGUUUGACCCGAAUGACAGGUAUUUGGUGCUGACUGCCCAGCUGUAUGAUGCCAGGGAGAUGGCAGCUGCUGCCAAGUCCAAAAAAGACAAGACAGGCCAGAGGAUGGCCCAGGACAGGAUCCGCAUCAUACAGCAAGAAAUGAAAACACUGGAGUCCCAUCCCAUGUUCAAUCCGGCUAUAAAGGUGGUGGACACGCCUCAAAAGGACAAGAAACCCCCGCCUGUCACUGAGGAUAAAGAGGAUCUCGGCUUCAGCCUGUUUGAACAAGCUGAAAAGCCCCCACCUGCAGAGAAAGUUGUGAAAAAGAAUGAGCCAAAGGACAUUCGCAAUUUUGACUACACAGCUCGGAGCUGGACAGGAAAGUCUCCCAAACAGUUCCUCAUCGACUGGGUCCGCAAGAACCUGCCCAAGAGCCCCCCGCCAGCUUUUCACAAGGUAGCAGCUGGGAGAUACUGGAGAUGCAAGGUGCGUGUUCAGAGAACAGAUGACGUUCUGGAAGUUUGUCCCACCAUCCUGACGGAGGACAGCAUGCAGGCCCAACACCUCGGGGCGACGCUGGCCCUCUACAACCUGGUCAAAGGACAGUCAGUCCAUCAGCUCCUCCCUCCAACAUACAGGGAUGUCUGGCUGGAGUGGAGAGAUAAUGAGCAGCAGAAACAGGAGGAGAGCCGCACCGCCGCCAACAAACCGCGAGACCAGUUCAUCUCCCGGCUGUUGACCAGGCUCAAACAGCAGCAGAACCAGAGACUCAACCAGAGCCCAGAGCAGCAGUCUGGGUCCCAAGCUCACACGGGGCUGCACAGGACCGGAGACGAAGAGCCUGAAGAAUCCUGGGAGAGCCUGGCUGGUCUGGAUGUUGGGGAGGGAGGAGAGGAAUUAGAGGAUCAGAGUGAGAAGAGAGGAGGGAGGAGAGACGCAGCAGCAGCACUUCAGGCGUCCAGGGAGCUGCUGGUGAAGCUGCGGACGUCCCCACUGGCCCGCAGACUGCAGGCAGAACGAGAGCAGCUCCCAGUUUCCCAGCACAAGCAGCGCAUCCUGGAGGCUCUGCAGCGCCACCCUGUGGUCGUGGUGGCUGGCGAGACAGGCAGCGGCAAAAGUACCCAGAUCCCUCAGUUCCUGCUGGAGGAGCUGCUGAUGGGGGGCGGCGCGGCACAGCCCUGCAACAUCGUGGUGACGCAGCCGCGCAGGAUAUCUGCCAUGAGUCUGGCCAGCAGAGUCAGCCAGGAGCUGGGCUGCGAGGACGGACCAGGCUCCAAGACGUCGCUGUGCGGAUACCAGAUCCGGAUGGAGAACCAAUCCGGGGAGUGGACCCGCCUGCUGUACUGCACUACUGGGGUUCUGCUUCGGAAGCUCCAGCAGGACCAGCACCUCAGCUCCCUCACACAUGUCAUCGUAGAUGAGGUCCAUGAGCGUAGCGUCCAGUCGGACUUCCUGCUCACCAUUUUGAAGGACGUGGUUAUGAGGAGGUCGGACCUGCGGCUGGUCCUCAUGAGUGCCACCGUCGACUGUAACAAGUUCUCCAGUUACUUCAACCACUGUCCUGUGGUCAGCAUUCCUGGCAGGACGUUCCCUGUCGAGGUGUUCCAUUUGGAAGACAUUGUGGAGCAGACUGGCUACGUCCUUGAAAAGGACUCGGAGUACAGCCAGAAGAUUCUCGAGGAGGAAGAGGAUGUUAGUGUCUCUGUCACCCAAAAAGGCGGCAAAACUCUACAGCACCAGGAAGUGAUAGUGAGGGACUCUUCCGCUGGCUGGGACCUCGGUCCUGACCUGGACCACUUCAGCAGCAGGACUCGACAGGUGCUGCAGUACAUGAACCCCAAUAAGAUAAACAUGGACCUGCUGCUGGACCUCAUCGAGUACCUAGAUAAGGCACCUCAGUUUUCGAUGGUGGAAGGGGCAAUUCUAGUCUUCCUCCCAGGCCUGGCCCACAUCCAGCAGCUCUAUGACAUGCUCUCCUCUGAAAAGAGGUUCAGAUGCAGGGACAGGUAUCGGCUGGUGGCUCUCCAUUCAACGCUCUCUGCCAAGGACCAGGCUGCUGCCUUCACAGUGCCCCCUGCUGGGGUCAGAAAGAUCGUGUUGUCGACCAACAUUGCUGAGACAGGUGUGACUAUCCCCGAUGUUGUGUUCGUCAUCGACACCGGGAAGACCAAAGAAAACAAGUAUCAUGAGAGCAGCCAGAUGAGCUCCCUGGUCGAAACUUUUGUCUCCAAGGCCAGCGCCCUGCAGAGGCAGGGGAGGGCCGGGCGUGUCCAACAUGGCUUCUGCUUCAGACUCUACCCAAAAUACAGGUUUGACAGCUUCAUGGAUUACUCCAUCCCGGAGAUACUGAGGGUCCCUCUGGAGGAGCUCUGUCUUCAUAUUAUGAAAUGUGAGUAUGGCCCCCCAGAGGACUUCUUGAGCCGAGCCCUGGAUGCUCCUCAGCCCCAGUCGGUCAGUAACGCUGUCAGCCUGCUGAGGAGGAUCGGGGCGUGCCACCCGGACAGCCACCUCCUCACCCCGCUGGGACACCACCUGGCCAGUCUGCCCGUCAACGUCAAGAUCGGCAAGAUGCUCAUCUAUGGAGCCAUCUUCGGCUGCCUGGACCCCAUAGCAACCAUUGCGGCAGCCAUCACGGAGAAGUCUCCCUUCUCCACACCAAUGCACAGGAAGGAGGAAGCCAACCUGGCCAAAGCUGCUCUGGCAGUGGCCAACUCCGACCACCUGACCAUAUACAACGCAUAUCUGGGGUGGAAGAAUUCCCGGGCUGAAGGACAGAAAACCGAGCUGUCCUACUGCAGAAGACACUUCCUCAACCGCACAGCUCUCAUCACAAUAGAGGAUGUGAAGCAAGAGCUGAUGAAGAUGGUGCAGCAGGUCGGUUUCUGGUCGCCUCGCUCUUCCUCGCACUUCAAAUCCCAGACAGGCGCUUUAUCCAAGCAGCAGAUCUCCGUCCUGAACGCGGUGCUGACGGCCGGGCUGUACGACAGCGUGGCCCGGGUCCUCUGCACCCCGUCUGUGGAUGUGCUGGAGAGGGUGGCCUGCACCGUGGAGACUCCCCAAGGCAAGGCGCAGGUCCACCCCUCGUCCGUCAACCACAACCUGCAGACCCACGGCUGGCUGCUCUACCAGGAGAAGGUGAAAUACACUAAGAUCUACCUGCGAGACACAACUCUGAUAUCUCCGUUCCCGAUGCUGCUGUUCGGAGGCGACAUCGACGUUCAGCACCGAGAGCGCCUCAUCACCGUGGACGGGUGGAUUCACUUCCAGGCUCCGGUGAGGAUUGGUGUGAUCUUUAAACACCUGAGGAAGCUGAUGGACUCGCUGCUGGAAAAGAAGCUCGAGAACCCGAAGACGAAUCUGGAAGAUGAGCGGACCAUCCAGCUGAUUCUGGAUUUGAUCAAGAUGGAGCAUGCAGUGUGAUACCAGGCCUUAUGUGCAGCUCAAGAACCUCGUCUUACUCCAUCGACCAGCCUUCUCCCAGAACCCUGUUGACAACGUGCUUCCCAUUACAGCCCUGGCAUCUGUCAUGCCGGUGUCCAACCACAGAGCGUGGCCGCGCUGAUCAGGUGGUCAGGGCUGCGUUACAGCGACUCCCAGUGGAAAGAUGCCGGCACCCUACAGACGCUCUGAUCGGUACUAGAGCUGGUACUCACACUGAGGAGGAAAUGUAUGAAAUGUAAAGAGGAAACAUAUCUGACAUUCAAAAACAAACAAAUUGUGACAUAAAGUUGUUGCCAAAUGUGAUGAAAUAAAGUCGUAUUAGUUUUAUUUUACCCCUUCAUGUUAUCAUUUUCUGAUUUCACAGCAUAUUAAAGAAGCAUACCAGUGAUUUUA
This is a messenger RNA of Myripristis murdjan (pinecone soldierfish), 4710 nucleotides long. RefSeq names its product DEAH (Asp-Glu-Ala-His) box polypeptide 29 (gene dhx29). Gene Ontology annotation, biological process: translational initiation. Lineage: Eukaryota; Metazoa; Chordata; Actinopteri; Holocentriformes; Holocentridae. The transcript has 28 exons. Bases 136 to 4296 code for a protein of 1386 amino acids. The record is from RefSeq and is a predicted model, not a curated record. Gene Ontology annotation, molecular function: RNA binding; ATP binding; RNA helicase activity. Gene Ontology annotation, cellular component: intracellular anatomical structure.